Molecule: messenger RNA, 514 nt
Organism: Zingiber officinale
Lineage: Eukaryota; Viridiplantae; Streptophyta; Magnoliopsida; Zingiberales; Zingiberaceae
Product: mitotic-spindle organizing protein 1A-like
Exons: 1
Coding region: 70-318 (82 amino acids)
Biological process (GO): mitotic spindle assembly; microtubule nucleation by interphase microtubule organizing center; gamma-tubulin complex localization
Cellular component (GO): spindle; centrosome; gamma-tubulin ring complex
Source: RefSeq, a predicted model, not a curated record
UUGGCGGAACCGAGGAAGAAGAGGAAAGGUUAUUGGAGAGAGUUCACGACCGCAGGGCGAGAGCUUGCUAUGGAAUCGGCGGAGGCGGCGAGGAACGCGAAGGAGACGCUCGAACUGGCCUUCCAGAUGUCGAAUAUUCUGGAGACAGGCCUCGACCGCCACACCCUCUCCCUCCUCAUCGCCCUCUGCGAUCGCGGCGUCAACCCCGAAGCCCUAGCCACCCUCGUCCGCGAGAUCUCCCAGCGGCCCGGCCCUUCGGCACCCUCCGCCACCGCCACCUCCUCCGCCUCUUCUUCCCGUGCAAAUCCCCGCCAGUAGAUGCGCCUUCGUGCCUCCAUUGCUAGGUAAUAGAUUUCCUAUCAAUUCCAUGUCAUUUUUCUUUCUUUCCAUUAUGUGAUUCAGGACCAGUAAACCAUUUCGAGAUAUGGUAAAUGCCUCACUUUGAUGUUUCUCAUGAUUGAGAAUAUACUCCUUCUCCACUAGCAUCCCAAAAGAGUGUUGUACCUUAUAUCUC